This is a messenger RNA of Trifolium pratense (red clover), 708 nucleotides long. RefSeq names its product heavy metal-associated isoprenylated plant protein 39-like. The transcript is spliced from 4 exons. The record is from RefSeq and is a predicted model, not a curated record. Lineage: Eukaryota; Viridiplantae; Streptophyta; Magnoliopsida; Fabales; Fabaceae. Gene Ontology annotation, molecular function: metal ion binding. Bases 156 to 566 code for a protein of 136 amino acids.
UGUCAUCAACUCUUCCUCCCUUACUAUAAAAAACCAUCAAACUUAACUUCAAAUUAAAACAUUAUCUCUUCCUUUCCUCUUCUACUCCAAUUUGCAUCAAGAAUUAUUUUUCUACCUUAAUUAGUUCUCACAUCUCAAAAGCUUCUACAACAAUAAUGAAGAAAGUUGUGCUAAAGUUGGAUAUACAUGAUGACAAAAUCAAGCAAAAAGCUAUGAAGGCAGUCUCUGGCCUUUCAGGGGUUGAAUCAGUUUCAGUGGACAUGAAAGACCAAAAAUUAACCUUAAUCGGAGAUAUUGAUCCGGUACGCGUAGUGGCUAAGCUAAGGAAGAUUUGCCAUGCAGACAUAGUUUCAGUUGGACCAGCUAAAGAAGAAAAGAAAGAAGAACCUAAAAAGAAGGAAGAUGAUAAGAAGGAUUCAACAAAAAAAGAAAUUGUGAUUGAUCCUUUCAUGUUCUAUGGAACACCAACAUAUGCUGCCUAUUAUAAUCAGAUUAAACCACAAUAUAAUCCUUAUUACAGGGCUGUAAGCGUUGAAGAGGAUCCUAAUGGUUGUGUCAUCAUCUAAAUUUCUUAUACUAUAUUUUGAUAAAAAGACAUUAAUCUGAAAAAAUCAAUUGUAUUUGUCUUUCUUUUUGUUUUAUCAUUUGUAAAAGUAAUAUGAGGUAUAGUGUUGAUUAUAAUACAAGGCUUGCGAGACUAUUCUUUCA